Messenger RNA from Macrosiphum euphorbiae (potato aphid), 294 nucleotides. The record is from the annotation of a GenBank genome assembly. Lineage: Eukaryota; Metazoa; Arthropoda; Insecta; Hemiptera; Aphididae.
AUGGACGAUCGCGAGCAGCGUGCCAUCAAGGCGACGUUAAUUUUAUGCAGGAAUCGAAGGACGAAGGACCUCGCCCGAAGAAGGACUCGUCACACCCGGGGAACAAGUGCCGCCGACGGUGAACCGGUCGAGCGACGGAGAGAGACAGAGGAAGCGCUCGUUCGGGGUGCCUGCAAGCGGACGGCGUGCGACGGAGACGGUAGCUCGGCCGUGCAAAAACCACCCCCUCGCGCGCAGAGACGCACAAGCGUAGGCGGCUCUAUACCUGCAGGAAAUUCCCAUGGGACCGGGUAG